Messenger RNA from Clupea harengus (Atlantic herring), 2673 nucleotides. It is a transcript of the gene fkbp16, whose product is annotated as FKBP prolyl isomerase 16. Gene Ontology annotation, biological process: negative regulation of apoptotic process; protein folding. The record is from RefSeq and is a predicted model, not a curated record. Lineage: Eukaryota; Metazoa; Chordata; Actinopteri; Clupeiformes; Clupeidae. Gene Ontology annotation, cellular component: mitochondrial envelope; cytosol; membrane. Gene Ontology annotation, molecular function: protein folding chaperone; protein binding; peptidyl-prolyl cis-trans isomerase activity.
UUUGCUCUUCUAAUCCCACAGAUUACCACUGCACAACCUCGCUGACGGAGAGCGCUUCGCAGCAUAGUUUUCAUACAUUGACCAUUUCUCGACACUUUCUGUUUCUGUCACAUAUGCGGUCUUAGCCCAAGGAUGAAGGGAUAACAGAAACUGAAACGUGUGACAGUCUGUUCACCGCCAGUCCGCAAACCUGGAUUAACCUACGCAUCAACCCUGCGACUUCACAAUCAGCAUAGCUGGGAUUCGUGGGUGUUGGCGAUGUGCUUGGAGUUCAACUCUGUUACAGUCCAUGUGGAUGCAGGGGUUUAGACAACACUAGGCAGGGUCUUUGCGUCACUAUCUUAUCAGGUCAGCUGGUUUAUCCCACAGUCCGGUCAGCCAGUUCGUCCAACAGUCACUUCCAACGGUCAGCUGUGGAGAGCAGCGUAGCUCGGCCAGUGUGCUACUGGGAGACUCCAUAGAUGGAGUCCCUGGCUCCGUGUCAUGAAAUGGAACCUGAACCGGAAGAGGUAAUGGAGGCAAAGGGGAUGGACUCCUCUGAGUCCACACCGACAGAGCCCUCCCUGGACCCUGACUGGGCAGAGAGUCCCGGCGAAGAGGCUCCUCCGGAAGAGCCACAGCAGGGAGACACACACCUGAGUCAGGAGGAGGAGGUGGGGACAGAGAUGGUGUCAGCAGAGCAGGUGGACACGGUGGAAGGAAAAGAAGUAGAGAACCAAGGCGAGGGGGAACAGGAAGAGGAUGAGGGAGAAAUGGAAGAACAGGCCCAGGAAGGAGUGGAUGACAAACAAGAUGGUGGAGGCAUGGAGGAAGCCAACGAGUCUGCCUCUUGCCCUGACCUCGAGAGUGAGGAGGUUCCUUCGGAGGAGCGGCUGAAGAUGAGGAAGACAUCCAGCUUCAUGAAGACGGUGCGGUUUCGGGAACCCUCGGAUUCAGAGCCAGAGGAAAAGAGAGAUAGCUCAGUGGAGAAUUUGUUUCCUGACUACGAGACUGACGAAUGGACUUCCUCCAGCUUUGAGGAGCUGUUCAUGGCCGAAGAGUGGAUUAACAUUACAGAUGACCGCCUGCUGAGGAAGAAGGUACAGGAGCCUGGUCCACCCGAGGCUCAGGGCCCAGCCUGGGGCCAGCAGGUGACCCUCAAAAUGCAGGGGGUCCUGGAGGAUCGCAUGGUGGUGGAGAAGGACACCAAGCUGGUGUUCGUCAUCGGAGAAGGGGACGUUAACCAAGCAUUGGAGGAGUGUGCAAUAUCAAUGAGGAAGGAAGAGAUCGCGUUACUGCUGGCAGACUCACAGUAUACCUACGGGCUUCUGGGAAGGGAGCCUGACAUUCAGGCCUGGGCUCCAAUCCUUUACCAGCUGCAGCUCCUGGACUUCAGAGACAAGCCCAAUGCCCUGGCUCUCCUCGUGGCGGACCGCAUCCGGAUCGGCAAUCACAAACGAGAGCGAGGGAACUUCUACUUUCAAAGGGAGGAGUACAGCAUGGCGGCGCACGCCUACUGCAUGGCCCUGGAAGUGCUGACCACUCACACACGUGAUAUAGGCAAGGACUGCUGCCAGGCAGGGGAGGAAGAGGAGGUGAACGACCAGCGGGUGAAGUGUCUGAAUAACCUGGCCACUGCCCAGCUGAAGCUGGAGCAGUUUGAUGAGGCACUCCACACCAGCCGUGACGUGCUGUUCCUCGAUACGCUAAAUGUGAAAGCCCUUUUCAGAGCAGGGAAGCUCUUGUCAGACAAGGGUGAGUAUGAGGAGGCUAUGGAAUUGCUGAAGAAAGCCCUGAAACUGGAGCCAACAACCAAGGCCAUUCACGGGGAGCUAUCAAAGCUUGUGAAAAGACAGUCUGGCGGAAACGAAACACAGAAGUGGAAAGCUAAACCAGCUCAGGUGUUAGGGGAAAAUAUUUCACCCUUUGUGAUUCCUUCCAAAAAGAAGCCCUCAGGAAUUUCUUGGAAAUUUCUGCUUGGUGCUCUGGUGGUGGCCUUGGGCAGUUUAGUGACAUCAGUGGUCCUGACUGCAAGAAACUAACUCACCUACUCUCAAACUACUGUAACUACAAGCCCAACAGCAGAACUGCCGAGAGUGAGAAAGUGCAUUGAAUCAUUGUAGUAUCUGCCCCUAUUGAGUACUGAUGUUGACUUACACCGACACAUGCAAUGUAGAAUGUACUGACUACACUUCAAACCACAUUUGCCAGAAAUACAUUUAUUUUGCUUACAUUUCUGUGCUGCCCUUCUGGAACACAGCUCUGAUAUGAUAGCUACAGUAUGUCAUCAAGAAACCCUCCCCGAUUAAUGUCAUCAUCCAUGACAUCAUCCAUUUCCAUCCCACAAACCUGUGACACCCAUAUCAAAUAUUUCAAUUAAACUGCAAAUGCAACCAAAGGAAGUACAGGGAUGAAGAUGUUGAUUUGUUAGAUGUGGUGUUUCUUUAAAGUUGCUUUCAAUUGAUAAAGAGUAACCAAAGGAAACUUCUAAACUACAACUGAUUUUGUCUUGACAUUUUUAUAUUUGACAUUUUAAAUUAAGGAAAAUAAACCAUAGCCAAUUAAUUGAAAUACGUUUUGUUUUGUCCCAAAAUAUUUUGUUACAUGUUAUCUUGAGCACCACUGUGUUUGAAUUCUGCUGAAAGUAUCCCCCAUAAAUUGUGGUAGGAGCAAUAAACAAUUCAUCAAAUACAA